AUGUCGAGGUCCAUCACCAAGGGGCAGCAGCGCACCACUGACGUGGUCAGUGGUGCUCGAAAUGGAUUAACUAGCGGCGGCACCGGCGGUAGCGAUGGUACGACCAGUUUCUCGAAAUCUAAAGCAGCGGCCAUCUUCACCAAGGGGCAGUUCUACACAGCCGAGGAGCUGCUACCGUACAUCAGCGAGGAGGAGAAGGCGACCCUGAAGCAGGAGGUGCUCAAUAGCAUCAACACUGAGCUGCUGCUCAACACAGAUCUUGAGGUGACUGUGCCACGUCUGCUGAGGUCGUGCCAGAACGAGUCACGUGAGCUUCGGCGCGCUAUGAACUCCAUCGCCUUCUCCCAAAUUGUGGAGGCCCAGCGCGCACUGCAGAUUGUGAAGAACAACUACGGUAAGGUGCAGGAGCUGCGGGAACUGUUUCUCAAACAGGGCGACCUAAUUCAAGGCCUCGGUGCCGACACGCUCAGCUACAAGCACCUGCGCCAGUUGCACUGCCUGCGCGACAACGUCAGCUCCGUUAUCACCUGGUCGGAGGCGCUGAAGGAAGUGCGCUACGGAAAUCUGUACGUACUGGUGGAGCAGCAGUUAUUUCGAUCCAUGUACGACCGGCUGCGAAAACUGCAGCUCAUCCGCCGCACAGUUAUCACAAAGGCUGGUGCGCGCUACCGCAGCUUCCAGGCGGUGUUCGAGCCGUACUUUGAAAAGCUAGACGUCAUCUUGUCCAUGUUUGUGAAUGAAGUCUACAAGUUCCUGCGUGAGGACGCGAUGCUGAUUGCAAUUCAGAGGGCACUUGAGGAUGACCCGUCCGAUGGUGCCUUACACAGUGGCAUGAGCUUCGCUGGUGGCGGCACGAGUAAUGGCAACGACGAGGCACCAGAGCCGUUUGAGUCUCUGCGCCAGUGCAUCGCCAUCUGCAGCGAUGAAAUUGAGAGCCCCGUCUUGAACUUUGGUAGCGACGGCGUAGAGACGGAGUCGCAGAUAAACGUGGACGCCGUCUACUCAGCUAUGGCGAAGGGCAUUGCCCAGCUGUGGGAGGAGCAGAUCAUGCAGGAUGUGACGGACCCUUUCGGCCAGAUCUCUCUCUAUCUGGAGCAAAUCAAGAAGGUGGAGCCACUGCUCGGUGCCUUCGAGCUCACGCUGUUUCCACUCUCCACUAAACUCCCAGUUUUCAGCCUCGUCGUGCAAGCUGUGCAUGCCGAGGUGAUGAAUGUGAUGCAUGGCUUUGCUAACUCAGGCACCGAGCUCGAGGCCAACGACCUCAUCGAGGCGUCGCUUUUAAUUCAGUGGUAUCAGGAGAUGAUGGUGACAAACAGCUACGCCCAGUACGUCGACCUCUCCGCGACUGAUGAAAUGUCGGCGUCCUUCAUGACAGCGGCUGUUGGUGGCUUGUCGGCGCACUUGACGCGACUCUGCCGCGCGUGUGCCAUAACAGUGUGCAGCGACCCGAAAGGCCCCACUAUUCUUCCCUCUGGCCUCCCUAUUACGACCGGACCGGUGGAUGUGUUCAGUGUGUUGCAGCAGUCUCUGGGUGGACUGAACACCUCUAUUGAUGUGACUGUCAUGCGAAAAAUUGGCAAGGCGUGCGCCGACUCUAUCUCCGCCUACCUUGACGAGUGCAAGCAGCGCAGCGACUUUGACUACUGGGAGGACGACAACAACUCGCUUCCGAGCCCGCAGCCGGCUGAGGAGUGGCAGCAGCGACGCAUGCUUUUCCUCUACGCCUUCUGCAACGACUGCAGUACUAUUGAAAGCAAUCUCGACACGGUGGAGCUCAAGUUUGCGUCGUGCUGGGACUAUGACAACUCCGGCGGCAGCGAUGACCAUGGUGACGGCAAAUCUGCGGGGGCUGGCGGUGAUGAUGGUGACACCUCCUCUACACCCUUCCAGAAGGUGCAGAAUGCGCUGCUGAAGGACGCGUUCUACUACCUGGAUGAGAUUGCCGCGCAGGUGGAGCGGAUUGUGGAUGGCCAGUGGGUGAAGGUGUUCCGAUCGGAUGAGUGGUACACCGAUGCAACCAACCCGGUGCAGCUCAUCGUCAACACCGAAGCGGAGUACAUUGACGAGGAGUUCGUGACCAUGCUACAGGAGCAGCGCUCUCGCAAGCUCACGCGGCAGAUGCUUAUUCGCAAUGUUGUCAAGUACAUCAACACCCUCGUCGAGUUCCUGGCCGACGUGAUUCGAAGCCCAAAGAAAAACACAGUGAACAGUUGGCUCGCCUUUGUGGACGGCGUGCAACGUGACAUGGACAUCUCCAUCACCAUGUGGAGUGAGCACAUAUCGGACCAGCAAGGCCGGCUACUCGACCUCGCACGCCGCGCGCUGGAUGUCAUGAAGCAGCUGCUCUCCGUAAAAAGGCCGGUCGACUUUGGCUAUCUCCUGCAGGACAAGCUGCUCGACGACUUCGGUGACUGCCCGACGUUUGUCAUCCGCUUCUGCUUUGAGGCGCGCAGUCAGGAAAUCGACUACGAAACCCGUGAGCGGCUCAUGGCCGUUUGGGAAGAGCGGACCACCUACCAGAAGCGCGACAAGAAGGAUAUGCCUACUGUGGGCUGGAGUCAGGCGCCAUCGUUUCUCGGUAACGUUGACCGCUCCCUCGCAGAGCUUGAUAAGCCAUCCGGUUUCUUCGGUCGCAGCACCAAGAAGAAGCGCGCUGCGGAGCAGCAACAGAAGGUGAUGCAGGAAAAGAGUGCGAAACGGGCGGCCCGCCAGGCUCGCCGUGACGCAGACACUGCUGCGACGAAGCUUAUUGUGCCGAUGGCAACUCCCAAAGCCAACGCCGGCGCUGUGGAAGUUGUCUCCCUGGCGGAUAUCUUGAAGUGA
Leishmania braziliensis MHOM/BR/75/M2904 is the source of this 2823-nucleotide messenger RNA. RefSeq lists its product as hypothetical. NCBI's taxonomy places the organism in Eukaryota, Euglenozoa, Kinetoplastea, Trypanosomatida, Trypanosomatidae. Bases 1 to 2823 code for a protein of 940 amino acids. Gene Ontology annotation, biological process: exocytosis; exocyst localization. The transcript has a single exon. Gene Ontology annotation, cellular component: exocyst. Gene Ontology annotation, molecular function: SNARE binding. The record is from RefSeq and is a predicted model, not a curated record.